CUCCUCCUGGCUCCGUCCAUUUCCUUGUUUGGCCCUCCUGGCCGUGUGUUCAGGAUCCUUCCACUGCAGACUCUGGCUUUCUGCAGCCUCUCGGUCCCCCAGGGUCCUGGCCUGUCAGCUCCCCAUCUGUCCCCCGGCCCAGACUCUUCUUCAGGCCCCUCCUGCCAUGAGCAGGACUCCGGGUGCGCCUGCCCUCAGGAGCUCUCCGGAGUCCUCAGCCCUCCCCUCCGAGAACACCUAGCUAGACUCCUCCUCUCCCCUCCCCUACCCAGCGCACCUUUAAUUGAGAUGCUAAUGAGGCCCCAUCCCUGGCCGGCGGCGGGCAGCCUCCCUGUCCAGGGCUCUGCACCUGUCAGGUGAGGGGGAGGAGAGGCUCCGCUGCCAGAUUCAACUGGAAAGGAACCAGUCCCAGCCCGGCCACCGCCCGGGAGCCGGAGCGGAGGCAGCCCAGACCUGCCGGAGCCCCGGAGCCCUGGGGCAGGGAGUCAGGGCUCAGGGCUCAUGAAGGGGGACAAGCGUGAGGAGCAAGACCCCAGCCCUGCCCAGCCCACCCAAGGGCCCAUGAAGGGGGACAAGCGUGAGGAGCAAGACCCCGGCCCUGCCCAGCCCACCCAAAGGCCCAUGAAGGGGGACAAGCGCAAGGAACAGGGGACAGACCCCGCGCCGCCGGUGCCCCCGCAGCCCUCGGAGGAGGAGGAGGCACUGAUCGAGUUCCACCGCUCCUACCGAGAGCUCUUCGAGUUCUUCUGCAACAACACCACCAUCCACGGCGCCAUCCGUCUGGUGUGCUCCCGGCACAACCGCAUGAAGACGGCUUUCUGGGCCGUGCUCUGGCUCUGCACCUUCUGCAUGAUGUACUGGCAGUUCGGCCAGCUCUUCGGAGAGUACUUCAGCUACCCCGUCAGCCUCAACAUCAACCUCAACUCCGACAAGCUGGUCUUCCCCGCUGUCACCAUCUGCACACUCAACCCCUACAGGUACACGGAAAUCAAGGAGGAGCUGGAGGAGCUGGACCGCAUCACCGAGCAGACCCUGCCAGCUCUGCCCCCGGGCCGCCGGGCCCGCUGGGCCGCCUCGGGGAUGCAGGACAACAACCCUCAAGUGGACCGGAAGGACUGGAAGAUUGGCUUCCAGCUGUGCAACCAGAACAAAUCGGACUGCUUCUACCAGACGUACUCGUCGGGGGUGGACGCCGUGAGGGAGUGGUACCGCUUCCACUACAUCAACAUUCUGGCCAGACUGCCCGACACCUCGCGGUACCCCGGGGAGGACACGCUGGGCAACUUCAUCUUCUCCUGCCGCUUCAACCAGGUCUCCUGCAACCAGGCGAACUACUCUCACUUCCACCACCCGAUGUAUGGGAACUGCUACACAUUCAAUGACAAGAACAGCUCCAACCUCUGGAUGUCGUCCAUGCCCGGGAUCAACAAUGGCCUGUCGGUCAUGCUGCGCACGGAGCAGAACGACUUCAUCCCCCUGCUGUCCACGGUGACCGGGGCCAGGGUGAUGGUGCACGGGCAGGACGAGCCCGCCUUCAUGGACGAUGGGGGCUUCAACCUGCGCCCAGGCAUAGAGACCUCCAUCAGCAUGAGGAAGGAGACCCUGGAGAGACUUGGGGGCAAUUAUGGCGACUGCACCAAGAAUGGCAGCGACGUCCCAGUCGAGAAUCUCUUUCGCCCAUUGAAGUACACGCAGCAGGUGUGCAUCCACUCCUGCUUCCAGGAGAGCAUGGUCAGGGAGUGCGGCUGCGCCUACAUCUUCUACCCGAGGCCCCCCGGGGUGGAGUUCUGUGACUACAGGAAGCACGACUCCUGGGGCUACUGCUACUACAAGCUCCAGGAUGCCUUCGCCACCGACCGCCUGGGCUGCUUCACCAAAUGCCGGAAGCCAUGCAGUGUGACCAGCUACCAGCUCACGGCGGGUUACUCGCGAUGGCCCUCCGUCACAUCCCAGGACUGGAUCUUCAAGAUGCUGUCUCUGCAGAACAACUACACCAUCAACAACAAGAGAAACGGGGUUGCCAAACUCAACAUCUUCUUCAAGGAACUGAAGUACAAAACUAAUUCUGAGUCUCCCUCCGUCACGAUGGUCACCCUCCUGUCCAACCUGGGCAGACAGUGGAGCCUGUGGUUCGGGUCCUCAGUGCUGUCUGUGGUGGAGAUGGCCGAGUUCAUCUUCGACCUCCUGGUCAUCACCUCCGUCAUGCUGCUCCGGAGGUUCCGCAGCCGCUACUGGUCCCCAGGCCGAGGGCGCAGGGCUGCGUGGGAGGUGGCCUCCACCCCGGCCUCCUCCUUCCCCUCCCGCUUUUACCCCCACUCUGCAUCCCCGUCCUCAUCCCAGCCAGACCCUGCCCCGUCUCCAGCCUCGGCAGCCCCUCCACCCGCCUAUGCCACACUAGGCCCCUGCCCAUCUCUGACGGCCAAGGCCCGGGCUUCUGCUUCGCAGGAGCCCUGAGGGGAAGGGAGGGCGGGCUUCCCACCCAGGUGGGAGCUCCCCCUGGCAGGAGGGGGCUGGCCUCACCGUCUGGGACUUCCUCUAGAGCUGCCCAGCCCCCUCUCGUGUGGGGGAGGGAAGCAGGCUGGGUAGGGAGCUCAGGAGGGAUCGGGAGGUACCCAGAGACGUGGCCAAUGAACAGGGCCAGACAGCCUUGGCUCCUGCCCCUGAAUACUCCAUCCCCCACCAUACACGCGCACACACACACACACACACACACACACACACAGACACGGCCAAGUGCAGACAGGUCUCCUUUUUCCUUGGAUCAGCCAAGCCACACUGGGAGCUUUGACAAGGAACUUUCCUUGGAAACGACUGACGACCAACCAAAACAAACCAGACACACAGAGGCACACGUGGGUUUCCUAUCCAGCAGGGACCGAGCCAGCAGACAGGCCUGGCCGCACCGCCUUCCAGGGACACAGCAGUCUGCGCCUCUCCUGAACUUGGGUGGGGAACCCCACCCAAAAGCCCCCAUUGUUAGUUCUUGGGCAAGUCCCCUUCCUCAGCUCCCCAGGGCUGGAGCAGACCGACGUGGUCAGGGCCUGGCCAUCCCCAGUCAGUCCCAGGAGUCUUCUAGCCCCACACCCCAGGUCCCACACAGCCGGACCCCAGCACCUCUGCCCCGUGUCCUUCCUACCCUUGCACGAUUUCUCAAGAUGGUUCCGCAGCCUAGAAGCUUCCCCCAUAGUUGCUGGGAACUCCUGAGCAUCCGUUAGAACCCCACUCAGACAGCCCUACUUCUGCCAUGCUUCGCCCCGUCCUUUCUUCCCCAGGAGCGGCCACUCCCUCUCCCUGGGCUCCCUAGUGCAGGGUCACAUCUGUCUAGCAGAGUGCCAAGGUCGCGUUACUCUUCCAUGCUCACCCGUGUCUGUCUUCCUGGCGAGGCUGCUCGUGUGCUCAGGGCCUGAGUCCCUCCUGUCAUGUACGUGUCCGGCCUGUCCCGCUUGGAGCAAGUAGACAAGGGCUCAAUAAACGUUCAUCGCACAGA
Tupaia belangeri chinensis (Chinese tree shrew) is the source of this 3487-nucleotide messenger RNA. RefSeq names its product sodium channel epithelial 1 subunit alpha (gene SCNN1A). The record is from RefSeq and is a predicted model, not a curated record. Gene Ontology annotation, biological process: sodium ion transmembrane transport. Gene Ontology annotation, cellular component: sodium channel complex; plasma membrane. Gene Ontology annotation, molecular function: ligand-gated sodium channel activity. Lineage: Eukaryota; Metazoa; Chordata; Mammalia; Scandentia; Tupaiidae.